AUGAAAACUACUGUUUUCUUCGUAAUGGGAAAUGGGAUUACACUAGUUCUGAGUGAACUAGAGAGUAAUACAUUAAGCGAUAUUAUUGAUAAAAUAAGAAGCACUCAAAAAUAUUCUACAAUUUUUGAAGUUUUAAUAUCUAAAAUGGUCCAAUAUACACUGAAUAAAUCUACUACUCUGUCCUGUAGCUACCAAAUAAUCAUUGGAAAGUACAAGCAAUUUACAGGGUCUUCAAAUAUAUUUAAAUUGAGAAGUUUGCGCCAGCAUAUGAUUAAACUUGGGUAUGAUCUGUGGAAUUUCUAUCUAUAUUGCGAACAAUUGGCAAUAAUGAUGAUAGAGUUGAAUACGAUACCUUUACAUGAAGUAAAAGAUAUACCGGAACAUGGGACUCAUAUGGAAAUGCUAAGAUGUUUUGCAAAGGGGCAUAAGAACAAAGCCAUGGAUCUGAAAAAUAUUAUUGAUGAUCCAAAUGCUUUAUUCAAUAAAAGCUUCAAGAACACGCUAGAGAGAAGAGAAGCUUCCCAACCAGCCACUGUCGUGGGCAGUGUUAUGCAGGGGAUAUUUCUUUCAGCAGCGAUGUCUCACAAUAGUCUGUUUGGUGUUAGCCGCCGAAACCAAUUAAAUCUCAGGAGGGCAUUUUAUUUCUUAAAACUGGAAAAGGGAGAUGAAGAAGAAGAACGAGCCGAAGAAGAAGCAGAAGAGGAAAGGAUGACAGCACUAUAUUUGCCUGAUUUACACACUAGAAAAUUCUGGAAGAAAUAG
Messenger RNA from Naumovozyma castellii, 762 nucleotides. RefSeq lists its product as uncharacterized. Bases 1 to 762 code for a protein of 253 amino acids. The record is from RefSeq and is a predicted model, not a curated record. NCBI's taxonomy places the organism in Eukaryota, Fungi, Ascomycota, Saccharomycetes, Saccharomycetales, Saccharomycetaceae. The transcript has a single exon.